Messenger RNA from Trematosphaeria pertusa, 4274 nucleotides. Its product is annotated as multidrug efflux transporter AcrB transmembrane domain-containing protein. Bases 338 to 4162 code for a protein of 1274 amino acids. Lineage: Eukaryota; Fungi; Ascomycota; Dothideomycetes; Pleosporales; Trematosphaeriaceae. Gene Ontology annotation, cellular component: membrane. The transcript is spliced from 2 exons. The record is from RefSeq and is a predicted model, not a curated record.
GGUGACGACACCAACAAACAUCGACGUAGACUACCGCCGGAGCCCACGACGUUUGCUGCAGCUAUCCGCACCGCCACCUGUCGCUUUUAUUGCUACUCUUGCAGUCCGCCUUCUCCACAGUCCCUCCCUACCGCGCAGCUCUCAUCCCAGCCACUCCGCACACGGCGCGCCAGCUCCGCCACACCUCACCCGUUAGCCCUCAGUACCCACCGCAUUUCCCUCAUCAUCUCCCGUAGUACCGCGGUUGCAUAUCCGGAGCUUUAUCUCGACGUAAGCAUCCCCUCUACCUGCUAUAGUCGACCGGACGUCGGAGCGCCCCGGUGGCGUGGCGAGCGACAUGGUGAAGCGGUGCUCGAGGGGAGGAUGGGGAGCCAUAACGACGGGACUGCUGUCCAUCCUCGUCGGCUCUGUCCUGGCCGGGCCCGAGCUCACAACAAAACACGAGAAGGGCCGAUGCGCUAUAAGAGGACACUGCGGAAAGCAGGGCUUCUUCGGGUCGGACCUGCCCUGUCCGGACAACGGCCUGGCCACGAAGCCGGAUGAGGAGGUCAAGCAGAAGCUCGUAGACAUAUGCGGCGAUGCAUGGUCAGACACCGAUGUGUGCUGCAAAGAAGAGCAGCUCGACGCGCUCAAGUCGAACCUCAACAAAGCCACGCCCAUCAUCAACGCCUGCCCGGCCUGCAAGGAGAACUUCUACAACCUAUUCUGCACCUUUACCUGCUCACCAGACCAGUCGCUCUUUAUAAACGUUACCCAGACCGCGCCGAAAGCGGACAAGUACCUCGUCACCGAGCUAGACCACCUCGUAUCGAACGAGUACGGCUCCGAGUUCUACGAUAGCUGCAAGGAUGUCAAGUUCGGAGCUACAAAUGGCAAGGCAAUGGACUUCAUCGGCGGUGGCGCGAAGAACUACACUCAGUUUCUGAAGUUCUUAGGGGACAAGAAGCUACUAGGCAGCCCAUUCCAGAUGGACUUUCCACGACCGAGCGAGGAUGAUUUCCCUGGCAUGGACGCGAUGAACAAGACGGCGCAUCCUUGCAAUUCGACCGACGAGAAGUACCGAUGCGCAUGCUUAGACUGCGGAGGCUCCUGUGCCGAACUGCCUGAAGUGUCCGAGGCGAAGCAGUGCUCCGUCGGCCUGCUACCUUGCCUUUCAUUUGCCGUCAUUGUCAUCUAUUCCGUCUUCCUCGGCCUGCUGUGCAUGGCCGUCGCCGGCCACAUUGCAUACCAGAAACACUCCAAGCAUAAGAACGAGCGGUUGCGCCUCCUGCAGGACUUAGAGCCUAGCGAUGAUGAAGACGAGGGAGAUAUCGUACACAACGUGUCAAUGCUAGAUCGGCCGACGAAGCACUACUUCGUCAAUACGUGGUGCGAUCGCAUGUUCAGUCGGCUUGGCUAUGUUUGCGCGAGGUUCCCCGAUAUCACCAUCUUCACCAGCGUUCUGGUCGUUGUGCUGAUGAGCCUGGGUUGGCUGAGGUUCGAGGUCGAGACUGAUCCCGUCCGACUAUGGGUCGCCCCAGACUCGACCGCUGCACGAGAGAAGGCCUUCUUCGACGACAAUUUCGGUCCAUUUUAUCGCGCCGAGCAAGCAUUCUUAGUGAAUGACAAUGGUGGGCCUGUGCUGAGCUACGAUAUACUUCGCUGGUGGUUUGACGUGGAAGGCCGGGUUCGCCGCGCCAAGUCUUAUGAGGGUGGAGUGACUCUGGAUGAGGUCUGCUUCAAGCCCGUCGGAGAUGCCUGUGUUGUCCAGUCGGUAUCUGGCUACUUCCAAGGGGAUAUCAACAAUGUUUCCCCCCACAGCUGGCAGGGGGAUCUCAAAGAGUGUGUGGACAAUCCUUCUCAAUGCUUGCCGGCCUUCCAGCAACCCCUCGACCCCCAUCUGCUGUUCGGCGGCGUCAACGAAAGUGUUCUGGACGCGCAAGCAAUAGUCGUUACCUGGGUGGUCAACAACUAUGAAGAAGGCACCGCGGAGCUCGAGCGCGCUAUGAAUUGGGAGUACAGCAUGCGUGACCUAAUGCUAGCCGUUCAGGGCGAAGCCAGGGAUCGAGGCCUAAGGCUGAGCUUCAACACUGAAGCCAGUCUCGAGCAGGAGCUAAACAAGAGUACAAAUACCGAUGCUAAGAUCGUGGUGGUGAGCUACAUCAUCAUGUUCUUGUAUGCUUCGCUAGCACUUGGGUCCACUACGCUCACUGUGCGAUCAUUCCUCCGCAACCCCGCAAACGCGCUUGUCCAGUCCAAGUUCAUGCUGGGCAUUGUCGGCAUUGUCAUCGUCCUUAUGUCCGUUUCCGCCUCUGUUGGCCUGUUCUCCGCCGCUGGCAUCAAGGUCACGCUUAUCAUCGCCGAAGUCAUUCCUUUCUUGGUACUGGCUGUCGGUGUCGACAACAUAUUCCUCAUCGUUCACGAGUUUGAGCGCGUGAACAUCAGUCAUCCAGAGGGCACCAUCCCAGAGCGCGUCGCACGAGCGCUAGGUCGCAUGGGCCCAUCAAUUCUGCUUUCCGCCACUACCGAGACCACUGCAUUCGCUUUGGGAUGUGCCGUAGGUAUGCCAGCGGUGCGUAACUUUGCCGCCUAUGCUGCUGGCGCGGUGCUCAUCAACGCGAUCCUGCAAGUCACAAUGUUCGUUGCCGUCCUGGCGCUCAACCAACGACGGGUGGAAUCGAAUCGGGCUGACUGCUUCCCCUUCGUGCGUGUGCGACGGGCCGAUUCAAGCUAUCUAAAUGGCGGAAUGGGCCACGGCGCUGGCGAAGAGGGCGGCUUGCAGCGCUUCAUCCGCAAGACAUACACGCCAGCACUGCUAGGGAAGAAGGCCAAGGUCGUGAUUCUCGCCAUCUUCUUCGGCAUCUUCACUGCUAGCCUCGCGCUGUUCCCAAAGGUACAGCUGGGGCUUGAUCAGCGCAUUGCUAUUCCAAGCGAUUCGUAUCUCAUUCCUUACUUCAACGAUCUUUACGACUAUUUCAAUGCAGGCCCGCCGGUCUACUUCGUCACGAAGGAACUUAACGUCACGCAGCGGGCACCGCAGAAGGAGCUUUGUGGACGGUUCCCUACUUGCGACCGAGAAAGCCUUGCCAACGUAAUCGAAGCCGAGCGAAAGCGACCGGAAGUGUCCUACCUUUCUGCCUCCGCCGCCAACUGGCUCGACGACUUCUUCCUCUGGCUCAACCCCGAAAACGAAAAAUGCUGCGUCGACAACGGCAAACCCUGCUUCAAGGACCGUCGGCCACCAUGGAACAUCACGCUCAGCGGCAUGCCCGAAGGUCAGGAGUUCAUCCACUAUCUGGACCGCUGGAUCGAGGCUCCGACAAACGAAGACUGCCCUCUCGGUGGUGCCGCCGCGUAUUCCAACGCCCUCGUUAUCGACGACAAACAUCUGACUAUCCCGACCUCCCACUUCCGCACCUCGCACACUCCGCUUCAUUCCCAGGAGGACUUCAUCAAUUCUUACGCCGCCGCCCGCAGGAUAGCCCGCGAGAUAUCCAACGACGUUGAUACCGAAGUCUUCCCAUACUCCAAGCACUACAUCUUCUUCGACCAGUACACUACCAUCGUCCGCCUCGCCGGCGCUCUCAUCGGCUCCGCGCUCGCUGCCACCCUUCUCGUGACCACCGUCCUACUCGGCUCCCUGCAGACCGCGCUCGUCGUCACCCUUGUAGUCGCCAUGACGGUCUCUGCGAUCAUCGGAUCCAUGGCCGUCUUGGGCGUGUCGCUCAACGCCGUCUCGCUCGUAAACUUGAUUAUCUGCGUGGGUAUUAGCGUAGAGUUCACAGCACACAUCGCCCGCGCUUUUACCUUCCCCAGCCGCGCGACUAUGGAACGCGCUCCGAGACAUAGGUUCAGGGGAUUGGAUGCGAGGGCGUGGACAAGCAUGGUUAAUGUGGCGAGCUCAGUCAUCAGUGGGAUUACGAUUACGAAGAUUCUCGGCGUGGGCGUGCUGGCUUGGACGAGGUCUAAGAUCUUCGAUAUUUACUACUUCCGCGUCUGGGUCGCGCUCGUGAUAUGGGCCGCCACGCACUCGCUUGUCCUGCUCCCUGUACUCCUUAGUUUGCUCGGCGGCAAGGGAUAUGUAGACCCGGAGAGCGAGGGCGGGCUGGAGCAGGAUCUGAGGAGUCGACAGUAUCCUGCGCUGCUGGGCGAUGAUGAGGAGGAGUAUGAUAGUGAUGAUUAGUCGUCUACGGAUAGCGAGGAGGAGGAGGGCAGGUUGCACUGGAUGGAUUCUUGGAUGGGUGUAUGAGUAGCAAUAGUCCUUUGGUAUAGAAUGUAAUCGUUAUCGAGACAAG